AAAAUUCACAUCGGGUCUUAGUUCAAGAGCGCCAUGUAAGUGUGCAAGAGCUUCCGACUUGGGAAAGAAUCGCACGCCAAUUGAUCAUUUUUACCCAGUCAAGAGCCACCCUGGACCAAAUCUUCGAUUCUCGGCUUCGCUUUCGAUAGCCUUUGAUUUCGCGUUGGGUUUUCGGUCGGCUUAUGCCAGUUGAGUGAAAAAAAAAAAUUCAAUAUUUCUCUCGAAGUGGUCAAAAUUCUGGUCGAAACAACUUGAAGUUUCUCGGGCAUUUUUUCUAAAUUUUUUUUUAAAAAAAAAAAAUCCAAGUGAUUUCAUUUUGGAAAAUUUCGUGGGGGUCAAAACAGUCGCUCGUCGAGACUUUCGUCGGCUGAACUUACGUCAUUAAAGUAAUUCGGGCGCUAUUUGAAUUCGUAAGAAGUUUCAUCCGUACUUUUUUUUUUUUUUUUAAAUAGCAAAUUCUAACAUUAAAAAGGAAAUUUAAUACCAGGACAAGUGUAGAUUUUGAAUCGCAAAUUAGUGCGCUGUCCUAAAUUUAGUUUCAGUUUUUUUUUUUUUGUGAAAAAACCGACGGAAACGGACGGUUUAUGGUAUUAUUUUUGUCGUGCGUCUUUGUAAAUUAUCUUCUGAUUUUUACGGUGACAAAAAGUUUACGAAUUGCUGGUCUGUCUGAGACGAAGAAAAAAAUUGGAUACGAUUCAAUUUGAGCCGGAAAAUGCGGGGCUUACUUCCGUUCUUUUGAUGAGCAGAGGACAAAAUGACGGCGGCGAAGAUGGUAGCAAUUACGAACGUGCGUCAUGCAGAGCAGUUUCUGCCUCAGAACUACUACAUCCCAGUUAAAAAAACUAGAGUUCACAGGACAGUGACUCGUCCUGCUCUGAAACAGCAAUCCGUAAUCCAGGAUGUGAUAGAUAAAUUAGUCAUUAUUUUUCAAAAAUACUGGAAUAAAUACUUCGCAUCAGAUAAGUUUUGCGCGGAGGCGGACCACAAUGAUAACGUCAGAUACGCCAUCCUCCCCGAGGAUAAGAAGGAGAGGGGUACCGCGCAAGUGCAUGUCAUACCUGCUGCUGUGUGUCUUCUCGGAUUUUACGUCAUGAUUCUUCUCGGUUUCAUCAACAGGUUCCUCUUCAAACCGAAACAUCACGAGGAGAGUGACCACAGGCUGGAUUAUCCUGGAGUGUUGUUGGAAGAAAAAGUUUUCCUAAUCUACAAUUACUACCUCAGACGUUUCAAAGACGUGUUUCACCGGCCAAUAUGUAGUGCACCAGGCUCGGAAAUCACGUUGAUGGAAACGUACAAUGACUUCUGGUCAACUUGCCAUGGAAACCUCAAGGGGACCACAUCUAGAUGCAUCAACUUAGGGUCUUUCAAUUACCUUGGCUUUGCCGAGACGGAUGGUCCUAAUAUCCGAGACUGCGAGAGAGCUGUGAAACAGUACGGAGUAUCCACUUGCAGUUCCGCAAAACAAUACGGGUUGACGCCGGUGCACCUGGAGCUGGAGAAGAUCACGGCUCGGUUCCUGCAGACGGAAGACGCUGCUGUGUUUGGCAUGGGCUUCGGCACCAACUUCUUCAACCUGCCCUGCAUCCUCUCCGAGGAGUCGGUUGUCUUCAGCGACCAGAAGAACCACGCCUCCCUAGUCCUCAGCAUCCGUGUCUCUAAUGCCUCCUGCAUUGUCUUUAAACAUGACGACAUUGAUGACCUCGAGAAGAAAAUCAGGAGAGCCAUUGUUGAUGGACAGCCAAAGACUGGUAAACCGUGGAGGAAAAUGUACGUCGUUGUUGAGGGCAUCUACAGCAUGGACGGUACCAUUGUAAAUUUGCCCGGAAUAAUAGCUUUGAAAGAAAAAUACAACUUUUACAUUUACAUAGAUGAGGCUCAUAGUAUAGGAGCUAUAGGACCCCGAGGCCGAGGUGUGGCCGAUUACUAUGGAAUCGACCCUAAAAAGGUUGAUCUCCUCAUGGGCACGUUUAGCAAGUCUUUCGCUGCGGGCGGAGGUUACAUAGCAGGUUCAAAGAAAAUAAUCGAACAUAUACGACGAGUUAGUCACGAUACUCAUUACUCUUUCUCGAUGCCUGUGCCAACAGCACGUUACAUUUCGUCGGUCAUGAAGAUUUUGAUGGAUCCAACAAACCCCGCAGGAGGGUUGCGACGGGUGCACCAGCUGCGGAUCAACACGAACUACUUUCGACGUCGGUUGAAGGAGCUGGGCCUGGUCGUGUUCGGGAGCGACGACUCGCCGGUGGUGCCGCUCAUCGUCUACUCCGUGAGCAAGCUCUACCUCCUCAACCAGCGGCUCCUCCAGAACAACAUCGCCGUCGUCAUGGUCGCCUUCCCGGUCACCUCCAGCCUCUCGCCGAGACUUCGCUUCUGCCUCUCCGCCCACCACACCAAGGAGCACUUAGACAAGAUCAUAAAUAUCAUCGAUGAAUCUGCAGACGAGCUGGGACUGAGAUAUAAUCCGAAAGCACGCGUAAAAAGGAGAAUACAUUACGAAAACGUAAUUGAAUUUUAAUCAUUGUGAUAAGUAUGUGAUGACCUCAGCGUACCAAUCCUUCUAACUUCAGAGCGGCCACUAUUCCAACCAUAACCUUUACGUACAUGGUAUUUUGAAACCGCUUACUGAACUGGUGAACGCUCAAAAAAUAAAGAAGAAGACGAUGGCAGUCUUUAAGGCGCGUAAGCGUGUUAAAGUUCAGAGACAAAAUGCAAAAAUUUUUAGUGAAUCGGAUAACAAACCGACUUACGUUAAAAUUCAUUUUUGAAAUGAGUUGUUCUUUUCUCUCUAAGGAUUAAAUCUCUAAAAAAUUCAUUAAAAUUUUUUUCUUCACGAAAUUUUGAGAAAAUACUUUCAUUUCAAUUCAAAUUUGAUUUUUUGACUGUGCGUAAUGGGCUGUCUUUGGCCUCUCUUUGGCUGCACUUUUUAACCAACAUUUGAAAUUAAUAUUUUCCUCUGAAAAAAAUACGGGAAUAUCGUUCUUUGAAAUCUCUAUGACACUCUUCUGUUAUUAGAUGUGAAUGAAGUGUAUGAUAGCUUCUUGAGUAGUAUUUGUAUCCUAUUCAAACGCCCACGUGGGUUGUCUGAAACAAGUGAGCCAGCUUUGUAAUGUAAAUAUUUUGUAUAAUAAAUUUUUUUUUCACCAGUCAUGUACGUUACAUCGACUAACCUUUAA
Bemisia tabaci is the source of this 3170-nucleotide messenger RNA. RefSeq names its product serine palmitoyltransferase 2. Gene Ontology annotation, biological process: ceramide biosynthetic process; sphingosine biosynthetic process. The record is from RefSeq and is a predicted model, not a curated record. Gene Ontology annotation, cellular component: serine palmitoyltransferase complex. NCBI's taxonomy places the organism in Eukaryota, Metazoa, Arthropoda, Insecta, Hemiptera, Aleyrodidae. Gene Ontology annotation, molecular function: pyridoxal phosphate binding; serine C-palmitoyltransferase activity.